GACACGCGGCAGGGACGCUCCGAGCCCCACGCGCCCCACGCGCCCACGGCCCCGCGCAGCUCCCACCAUGGCUGAAGAGCUGGUGCUGGAGACCUGCGACCUGCAGUGCGAGAGCAACGGGCGGCAGCACCGCACGGCAGCCAUGGGCUGCCGGCAGCUCGUGGUGCGCCGCGGACAGCCCUUCGGCCUCACGCUGCACUUCGCCGGCCGCGGCUACGAGGAGGGGCUGGACAAGCUCUCCUUCAACGUGGAGACAGGACCCUGCCCCUCGGAGAGCUCGGGCACCAAGUGCCACUUUGCGCUGAGCGACUGCCCCGAGGAGUCGAGCUGGAGCGCGGUGCUGCAGGAGCAGGACGGCGCCUCGCUCUCGCUCUCGCUCUGCUCGCCGCCCGCCGCCCGCAUCGGCCACUACCGCCUCACGCUCGAGGCCGCCACCGACUACCAGGGCACCAGCUUCAGCCUGGGCGACUUCGUGCUGCUCUUCAACCCCUGGCACCCAGAGGACACGGUCUUCCUCCGGGACGAGGAUGAGCGCAGCGAGUACGUGCUGUCGCAGCAGGGCCUCAUCUACCAGGGCRCUCGGGACUACAUCACUGCCACCCCCUGGAACUUCGGCCAGUUCGAGGACGACGUCCUGGCCAUCUGCCUCAAGCUGCUGGACACCAACCCCAAGUUCCUGCGGGACCAGGACCGGGACUGCUCRCGGCGCGGGGACGCGGCCUACGUGUGCCGCGUGGUGAGCGCCAUGGUGAACUGCAACGACGAGGACCGCGGCGUGCUGGCCGGGCGCUGGGACAACUGCUACGAGGACGGCACCAGCCCCAUGGCCUGGAUGGGCAGCGUGGACAUCCUGCGGCGCUGGAAGAAGCUGGGCUGCCAGCCGGUCAAGUACGGCCAGUGCUGGGUGUUCGCGGCCGUGGCCUGCACGGUGCUGCGCUGCCUGGGCAUCCCCAGCCGCGUGGUCACCAACUACAACUCCGCCCAUGACACCAACGGCAACCUGGUCAUCGACCGGUACCUGAGCGAGACGGGCGAGGCGGAGCGGCGCUCCAAGGACUCCAUCUGGAACUACCACUGCUGGGUGGAGGGCUGGAUGCGCCGGCCCGACCUGGCGCCCGGCUACGAGGGCUGGCAGGCGCUGGACCCGACGCCGCAGGAGCGGAGCGAGGGCGUCUUCUGCUGCGGCCCCGCGCCCGUCAAGGCCGUCAAGGAGGGCGACCUGCAGCUCAAGUACGACACCCCCUUCGUGUUCGCCGAGGUCAACGCCGACAUCGUCUACUGGAUCGUGGGCUCGGACGGCUCCGAGCGCAAGAGCACGCACACAUCCUUCGUGGGCAAGAACAUCAGCACCAAGAGCGUGGGCCGCGACACGCGCGAGGACAUCACCCACCACUACAAGUACCCCGAGGGCUCCGACAAGGAGAGGRAAGUGUUUGCCAAGGCCGAGCUGGAGAAGAGCUCCGUGCAGGAGGAGGACGAGGGGCUGCACCUCAGGAUUAAGCUCACCGAGGGCGCCAACAACGGCUGUGACUUCGACGUGCUGGCCGUCAUCCACAACAMCACCGAUGCAGAGCGCGUCUGCAGGCUCAUGAUCUGCGCCCGCACCGCCAGCUACAACGGCACCGCGGGGCCGCAGUGCGGCAUGAAGGACCUGCUGAACGUGGCGCUCGAGCCCCGCGCAGAGAAGCGCGUGCCGCUGCGAGUGCUCUACGAGCAGUACGGCGCCCACCUCACCCAGGACAAGCUCAUCAAGGUGGUGGCGCUGCUGACGGACCGCGAGAGUGGCGAGACGCUGCUGGCCAUGCGCGACGUCUACGUGGAGAACCCGCAGAUCCGGAUCCGGAUCCUGGGGGAGCCGGUGCAGCGGCGCAGGCUGGUGGCCGAGCUCAGCCUCACCAACCCGCUGGGCGUCCCGCUCGCCGACUGCGUCUUCGCCGCCGAGGGCGCCGGCCUCACCGAGGGGCAGCAGCGGCAGCAGCUGCCGGAGCCGGUGGAGCCGGGCGCCGAGGCCAAGGUGCGGCUGGAGCUGCUGCCGCAGCAGCCCGGCAUGCACAAGCUCGUGGUGGACUUCGAGAGCGACCGGCUGGCGGGGGUGAAGGGCUUCCGCAGCGUCAUCGUGGCGCCCGCGCCGCAGUGAGCGCCGGCGCCAAGGCAGGGCUCCGAGCUCCGCGCCGCCCCCGGCCUGUCCGCACGCACCGCCAGCCUGCCGGAGCCGCACAAGGAACAAGGACACGCUGCCCUCACCCCGGGCACCUGCUUCACUAACCGGGCCCAGCGCUGCCAACCUCCYGCCCUGAGCUAAGGGACGUUUCCUCGACAGGCACUAACCCCAYGAGCACUGAAUAAAACCCCUGUUUUCC
Messenger RNA from Nothoprocta perdicaria, 2360 nucleotides. It is a transcript of the gene TGM2, whose product is annotated as transglutaminase 2. The transcript is spliced from 13 exons. NCBI's taxonomy places the organism in Eukaryota, Metazoa, Chordata, Aves, Tinamiformes, Tinamidae. Gene Ontology annotation, molecular function: protein-glutamine gamma-glutamyltransferase activity. The coding region runs from base 68 to 2137 and encodes 689 amino acids. The record is from RefSeq and is a predicted model, not a curated record. Gene Ontology annotation, biological process: peptide cross-linking.